UUAGAUACACCAAUCGUGAGUAUACUAUCGUCAAGUGAGCAACGUUGAUGCAAUGACCGGAUUUUUUGCCUUUUCGUUUAGUUGUCGGAUUUUUGCGUUGUAUUCGAACAUACACAAACUUAUACAGAUAACUUGCGAACAUCAGGUCAUUCCAUUGCGAUCUAAUCCAUUAAGUUGCGCAUUUUUGUAUAUGCGUGUGAAAUGAAAGUGGGAUCAUUGAAUAUGUUACGAAUCGACAUAUUUUCACUUCCCGUCUUACGGUCAACCGGUCAAAAGGAGCUGGCGAUUUUUACUUGCAUAGACACAACUCCAAAUGCAAAUUAUUCGUGAAAAUAAGCAUACCACCGCAUCCAUAUGCCUACAUACAUACAUUCAUAGCGGUUUAUUAGUAUCGACUUGUAAAAAUUCUCAUGUAUUUGUGAAAAUGAGCAAAUUCUCGAACGGCGCCAUUUUUUUUCGCCACAAAAAUUUAAAUUCCAGCCAUCACACAAUAUCAUGUAACAGUGCAGUGGAACAGCAAAAUCGGAAAAGUGAAUACGUACUGUAAUUUCGUUCCACUAGGUUUGAAUGCGCCUUUCAUUAUCUACAUUUUAUCGUAGUAAAAAGCUUACUAAUCGUUAAAAAUGAGUGAUUCUACCCCAAUUUGCCGAUGUCGCGUACUUUAUUUGGGUAGUGCCGUUCCGCGGCAAAGUAAGGAUGGGCUACAAGGAAUUCAAGAGCCCUUGAGAACUCUUUAUCCUUCCGAAGGUGCGGUUGGUGCUAAAGGUAUAGACUCAUGGCUAAGUGUUUGGUCAAAUGGAGUUCUACUUGAAAACGUUGAUGAAAAUUUAAAACAAAUCACCCGAUUUUUUCCUAUUGAAUCUCUGCACUACUGCGCGGCUGUACGACAAGUUUUAAUACCAGAACGGGGAAAUUCUAAGCCAGAACCAAAAUUCUUACCACUUGACUCUCCAUUCGCUCGAAUGCCCCGCGUCCAACACCCACCAAUAUUUGCCGCUAUUCUACGACGAACAACCGGCAUCAAAGUCCUUGAAUGUCACGUGUUUAUUUGUAAACGAGAAGCUGCCGCGAAUGCUCUAGUCAGAUGUUGUUUUCAUGCUUACGCCGAUAAUUCGUAUGCCCGCCAAUUGGAGUCUGGUAGUUCUGGGGGUGGUGUUGGCAGUAGUGUCUAUGGAACGCUCAAAAGUGUCGUUGGAAGCAAAUCGAAUGGAGACUUAACACGUAUCGAGAUAACAAAUGGUAAUCAUCACCACAAAGGCCCGUCUUCAAGCCAAGAUGCAUGGUGUUCUCGAGCUAGCAGUACAACCACCCUAAACAGUGUUGGGAGGCAGUCCAAUGGACAUACGUUCAAUGGAACGAGUGACAUUAGCUUGAAUGGUGGAGGAAGCAAUGGAAGUGCCGCUGAAGGUUACACAUCUGUGAAAAAUU
Rhagoletis pomonella (apple maggot) is the source of this 1428-nucleotide messenger RNA. RefSeq lists its product as uncharacterized. The transcript is spliced from 2 exons. The annotation marks the transcript as partial. The record is from RefSeq and is a predicted model, not a curated record. Lineage: Eukaryota; Metazoa; Arthropoda; Insecta; Diptera; Tephritidae.